This is a messenger RNA of Meleagris gallopavo (turkey), 5182 nucleotides long. NCBI's taxonomy places the organism in Eukaryota, Metazoa, Chordata, Aves, Galliformes, Phasianidae. The record is from RefSeq and is a predicted model, not a curated record.
UUUAAGAACUGACUACCAGUGGGAAGGAUCUUUUCUGGAGAUCCCUCCUCUGGAGUUUUGCAGCGAGCCCAGGACGUUGGAAAACAGGGCAGGCACAUCCAACCUUUAGCCUUGGAUUUACCGUCACUUCAGUAGAAGAAUCGAGAUGCAAUCACAGGAUUAUGACUGGCACAUUUGUGAAGGGAAGCUGGCCAAGAAAACUCAUUCUGUAUUUUCCUAUGCAGAAGAAUAAAUGGUAAAUAAAAUGUGCAGGAUGAAAAGAUGGAGCAAUCAGUGCUUGUACCACCAGGACCAGACAGCUUCCAAUACUUCACUAGAGAGUCUCUUGCAGCUAUUGAACAACGUAUUGCUGCAGAAAAAGCAAAGAAUUCUAAACAAGAUCGUAAAGACGAUGAUGAAAAUGGGCCAAAGCCAAACAGUGAUUUGGAGGCAGGAAAAACACUUCCAUUUAUAUAUGGUGACAUUCCUCCAGGAAUGGUGUCUGAGCCCUUGGAAGAUAUGGACCCAUAUUAUAUCAACAAAAAAACCUUUAUAGUAUUGAAUAAAGGGAAGGCAAUAUUCCGAUUCAGUGCCACCUCUGCCCUGUACAUUUUAACUCCAUUCAAUCCUCUUAGAAAAAUAGCUAUUAAAAUUUUGGUACAUUCAUUAUUCAGCAUGCUUAUUAUGUGCACUAUUUUGACCAACUGUGUGUUUAUGACCAUGAGUAACCCUCCGGACUGGACCAAGAAUGUAGAGUACACCUUCACUGGAAUAUAUACGUUUGAGUCACUUAUAAAAAUUAUUGCAAGGGGCUUUUGCUUAGAAGAUUUUACUUUUCUUCGAGAUCCGUGGAACUGGCUCGAUUUCACUGUCAUUACCUUUGCGUAUGUAACAGAAUUUGUAAACCUAGGCAAUGUUUCAGCUCUUCGAACUUUCAGAGUAUUGAGAGCUUUGAAAACUAUUUCUGUAAUCCCAGGCUUGAAGACUAUUGUGGGAGCCCUAAUUCAGUCUGUGAAGAAGCUCUCGGAUGUUAUGAUCCUGACUGUGUUUUGUCUGAGUGUAUUUGCACUAAUAGGGCUGCAGCUGUUCAUGGGCAACUUGAGGAAUAAAUGUCUGCAGUGGCCUCCAGAAAAUUUCACUCUGGAAACAAAUAUCACUUCCCAGCUCAACAGCACCAUUGGUGAAAAUGGUACACUGGUUAAUUCAACAGUAACUCCAUUUGACUGGAAGGGGUACAUUGAGGAUGAAAGUCAUUUUUAUUUUCUGGAAGGGCAAAAUGAUGCUCUCCUCUGUGGAAACAGUUCUGAUGCUGGGCAGUGUCCAGAAGGUUACACGUGUGUGAAAGCUGGUAGAAACCCCAAUUAUGGCUACACAAGUUUUGACACUUUCAGCUGGGCUUUCUUGUCACUGUUUCGUUUGAUGACCCAAGACUUCUGGGAAAAUCUUUAUCAGCUGACACUACGUGCUGCUGGGAAAACAUACAUGAUAUUUUUUGUUUUGGUGAUUUUUCUGGGCUCUUUUUAUCUGAUCAACUUGAUCCUGGCUGUGGUUGCCAUGGCUUAUGAAGAGCAGAACCAAGCAACCCUGGAAGAAGCAGAGCAGAAAGAGGCAGAAUUUCAACAAAUGCUGGAACAGCUAAAGAAGCAGCAAGAAGCAGCUCAGGCAGCAGCAGUGGCAGCGGCGGCAGUAACAGCAUCCGCGGAGUCCAGGGAACCCAGCGCCGCAGGAGAAGCAGGUGGGCUUUCAGAAAGUUCCUCAGAGGCUUCCAAAUUGAGCUCAAAGAGUGCCAAAGAGAGGAGAAAUAGAAGGAAAAAAAGAAAACAGAAAGAACAGUCUGGAGGAGAGGAAAAAGAUGAAGAUGAAUUUCACAAGUCUGAAUCAGAAGACAGCAUCAGAAGAAAAGGUUUCCGGUUAUCUAUUGAAGGCAAUAGGCUGACAUAUGAAAAGAAAUACUCUUCUCCACAUCAGUCUUUGCUGAGCAUUCGUGGCUCCCUAUUUUCCCCAAGGCGCAACAGCAGAACAAGUCUUUUCAGCUUCAGAGGUAGAGCAAAGGAUAUAGGAUCUGAAAAUGACUUUGCUGAUGAUGAGCACAGCACUUUUGAAGACAAUGAUAGCAGAAGAGAUUCUCUCUUUGUGCCGCGCAGACACGGUGAACGGCGCAACAGUAACAUUAGUCAGGCCAGUAGGUCAUCCAGGAUGCUGGCAGUGUUUCCAGUGAAUGGGAAGAUGCACAGCACUGUGGAUUGCAAUGGGGUGGUUUCCCUGGUUGGUGGACCAUCUGUUCCUACAUCGCCUGUUGGACAGCUUCUGCCAGAGGUGAUAAUAGAUAAACCAGCUACUGAUGACAAUGGCACCACUACAGAGACAGAAAUGAGGAAGAGAAUAUCAGGCUCUUUCCAUGUUUCUAUGGACUACCUGGAAGAUCCAGCUUUAAGAGAGAGAGCAAUGAGCAUUGCUAGCAUUCUUACAAACACUGUGGAAGAACUCGAAGAAUCAAGACAGAAAUGCCCACCGUGUUGGUAUAAAUUUGCAAAUAUUUUCUUGAUCUGGGACUGCAGUCCUCAUUGGUUAAAAGUAAAGCAUAUUGUCAACUUAGUUGUAAUGGAUCCAUUUGUUGACCUGGCUAUUACAAUUUGCAUUGUUUUAAAUACACUCUUUAUGGCCAUGGAGCAUUAUCCAAUGACUGAUGAAUUCAAUAACGUACUUUCAGUUGGAAAUCUGGUCUUCACUGGAAUCUUCACAGCAGAGAUGUUUCUCAAGAUAAUUGCAAUGGAUCCCUACUAUUAUUUUCAAGAAGGCUGGAAUAUUUUUGAUGGAUUUAUUGUAACCCUUAGCUUGGUUGAGCUUGGUCUUGCAGAUGUGGAAGGACUCUCAGUUCUUCGAUCAUUCAGAUUGUUACGAGUCUUCAAAUUAGCAAAAUCUUGGCCAACUCUAAAUAUGCUGAUUAAGAUUAUUGGCAACUCAGUGGGGGCUCUGGGAAAUUUGACCCUUGUUCUGGCCAUCAUUGUGUUCAUUUUUGCUGUUGUUGGGAUGCAGCUGUUUGGGAAAAACUAUAAGGAAUGUGUCUGCAAAAUUGCAAGUGAUUGUGUACUUCCACGAUGGCACAUGCAAGAUUUUUUUCACUCUUUUUUGAUCGUAUUCCGAGUUCUGUGUGGAGAAUGGAUAGAAACAAUGUGGGACUGCAUGGAGGUUGCUGGCCAAGCAAUGUGCCUUACUGUCUUCAUGAUGGUCAUGGUGAUUGGAAACCUAGUGGUAUUGAACCUAUUUUUGGCCUUGCUGUUGAGCUCAUUUAGUGCUGACAACCUUGCUGUGACAGAUGAUGAUAAUGAAAUGAACAAUCUCCAAAUUGCAGUAGCAAGAAUGCAGAAGGGCAUAGACUAUGUGAAAAGAAAAGCGCGUGAAUUCAUCCAAAAAGCUUUCGUUAAAAAACAAAAAGCUUUAGAUGAAAUCAAACCACUUGAAGAUUUGAACAACAAAAACAGUUGUAUUUCCAACCAUACUGCAGAAUUAAGCAAGGACCAUGAUUACAUUAAAGAUGUGAAUGGAACAACCAGUGGCAUAGGCACAGGCAGCAGUGUGGAGAAAUACAUAAUUGAUGAAAGUGAUUAUAUGUCCUUCAUAAACAAUCCAAGUCUGACUGUGACAGUGCCCAUUGCUGUGGGUGAAUCUGACUUUGAAAAUUUAAAUACAGAGGAGUUUAGUAGUGAAUCAGACCUGGAAGAGAGCAAAGAGAAGCUAAAUAUGUCCAGUUCAUCUGAAGGCAGCACAGUUGACAUUGGACUUCCUGCAGAAGAGCAACCAGAAGCUGAACCUGAGGAAUCCAUGGAGCCAGAGGCCUGCUUCACUGAAGGCUGUGUACGGAGGUUCAAGUGCUGUCAAGUAAGUGUAGAAGAAGGGAGAGGAAAGCAGUGGUGGAACCUUAGAAAAACAUGCUUCAGAAUUGUUGAACACAACUGGUUUGAGACUUUCAUUGUCUUUAUGAUUCUCCUCAGCAGUGGAGCCCUGGCUUUUGAAGAUAUAUAUAUUGAACAGCGCAAGACUAUCAAGGUCAUACUGGACUAUGCUGAUAAAAUCUUCACUUACAUCUUUAUUCUGGAAAUGGUGCUAAAAUGGGUGGCGUAUGGUUUUCAAACUUACUUCACUAAUGCCUGGUGCUGGCUGGACUUCUUGAUUGUUGAUGUCUCCUUAGUUAGCUUAGUAGCUAAUGCUCUCGGUUUCUCAGAACUUGGUGCAAUUAAAUCUCUCCGAACAUUAAGGGCUUUGAGACCUCUAAGAGCUUUGUCACGCUUCGAAGGAAUGAGGGUGGUUGUGAAUGCUCUUACUGGAGCAAUCCCAUCCAUAAUGAAUGUGCUUCUGGUUUGUCUUACAUUCUGGCUAAUUUUCAGCAUCAUGGGAGUAAAUCUGUUUGCUGGCAAGUUCUUUUACUGUGUUAACACCACAACUGGAAUUCAAUUCAAACCAGAUGAAGUUGAUAACAAAACUAUGUGUGAAAAUCAUAGGAGCACUGCAUCAGAUGUUCAAUGGAAAAAUGUGAAAGUAAACUUUGAUAAUGUUGGAGCUGGUUAUCUUUCUCUGCUUCAAGUAGCGACAUUUAAAGGAUGGAUGGAAAUCAUGUAUGCUGCUGUUGACUCUAGGGAUGUAGAGAAACAGCCCAUGUACGAGUAUAACCUGUACAUGUAUCUUUACUUUGUUGCCUUUAUCAUCUUUGGAUCCUUUUUCACCCUAAACUUGUUCAUUGGUGUCAUCAUAGAUAACUUCAACCAACAAAAAAAGAAGAUAAGUGUCAACAUGUUUCAUUUUCUUCAUACUUCAUUGCCUUUAAGUGUUAUGCAGAUCUAUACAAAGAUCUUGGAACUAUUGCUCAGUAUUAUUGCUCAGGAAGAUAAAGAGUGCUGGUUAACUGUCUUGAGUUGUUAAUGAGUUUGCAAGAGAGAGAAAAUUAUUGAUGUUUUUUGGUUGUUUUGUUUUUGUUUUGUUCUGUUUUGUGGGGGAUUUUUUUUCCCUCAGCUGAAAUGGUUUCUAUUAUUCAAAGGAGCAUAGGUUCAUUCCACAAGGAUUAAAAUAGAUUAAAACGCAUCCUAUGAUGGCAAGUUAAGUUCUAUUUGCUAUCUAAACUCUGAAUGUUUUCUAUGGUAGGCUUAUUUUUCUGUAUAUGAAUGGAGCAGAAUUGUGCUGGAGUCUUGUUUACCAAAAAAAAAAAAAA